UUCAGCUCAAGAUGGCCAACAAACAUUUUUGCUCUGUCAGCAUUAUGUGUUUGUUUCUCCCCUUUAUAAAUGGCGUUGGUGGCGGUGGUCUUCCUAAGCCUGCCGCCACGGCCCACUGCUGACACCACCACCGCCGCCCACAGCCCCACACCGCCACUCCCCGUCAUCAUCAUGCCUGAGUACAAGCUCACCUAUUUCAACGGCCGCGGCAUGGGGGAGCUCAUCCGCUGGAUCUUCCUCUACGGGAAAAUACCAUUCACGCAGGAGAGGGUCGAGCUGUCCGAGUGGCCCGAGAGAAAGAAAGCAACACUCGGGGGCAAGUUACCAACGCUGGAGGUGGACGGCGAAUUGUUACUGCAAUCGUCAGCCAUCGGCCGCUACCUGGCCACCAAGGCAGGUCUGGUGCCUCAAUGUUCUUGGCGUGCCGCGCAGUGUGAUGCCCUCGUCGAUACAUUUAAGGAUGUUCUCUUCGCUUUGUUCGAUAUCGUUUCGCCGGAGGACCAGACUGAAGAGGAGAAGCAGAAGAAGCUGAGAGAGGAGUACUUACCACAGACGCUGGGGCCACUGAUGGAGCGUCUAGAACAACAAUUGCAGGGCAAGGAGUGGUUCGUUGAGGACAAGAUGACAUGGGCGGACCUGGCCAUCGGGCGUGCCAUGGAGGAGGUGUUCCAGCCGCUGCCUGAUUUGCGCCAAAAGUUCCCAAGGAUCAACGCACAGGCUGAAAAGAUCUAUCAGCUGCCCAGGAUCAAGGAACACCGCAAAACCCGCCCUGUUACCUCCUUCUAAGUUACCUGCAGCAGACACUACCAUUGUUACUUCCAUCGGUGUCAUCCUUGCCACUGUUCCUACUAUUACAAGCUAGUACAACAAUAGAUUAUAUAUAUAUAUAUAUAUAUAUAUAUAUAUAUAUAUAUAUAUAUAUAUAUAUAUAUAUACAGGCAAGCCCCGCUUAACGAAGGGGUUACAUUCCUAAAAACUCUUCAUUAAGUGAAACUCUGUUAAGCAAACCAAUUAUAACAAGUUUAACCCCUGACUUGAACUUCCAUUGUGAGUAAACAAAACGAGAGUGCAUCAUAGUACAGUAAAAGUUUUAAUGAAAGUAAAAAGUAUGAAGUUA
Messenger RNA from Portunus trituberculatus (swimming crab), 1117 nucleotides. Its product is annotated as hematopoietic prostaglandin D synthase-like. Bases 70 to 786 code for a protein of 238 amino acids. NCBI's taxonomy places the organism in Eukaryota, Metazoa, Arthropoda, Malacostraca, Decapoda, Portunidae. Gene Ontology annotation, biological process: glutathione metabolic process. The transcript has 5 exons. The record is from RefSeq and is a predicted model, not a curated record. Gene Ontology annotation, molecular function: glutathione transferase activity.